Oncorhynchus gorbuscha (pink salmon) is the source of this 1391-nucleotide messenger RNA. It is a transcript of the gene psmd10, whose product is annotated as proteasome 26S subunit, non-ATPase 10. The transcript has 5 exons. The record is from RefSeq and is a predicted model, not a curated record. Gene Ontology annotation, molecular function: protein binding. The coding region runs from base 82 to 771 and encodes 229 amino acids. NCBI's taxonomy places the organism in Eukaryota, Metazoa, Chordata, Actinopteri, Salmoniformes, Salmonidae.
AACCUAGGUAAAUUUCCUGAGUCAUGUUGAUGUUUAUUUCAGUCCAAUUUACCGCUUAGUGAGUUGAGCUAGCUCUCGUUCAUGAUGGAGCAAACUGUUUCAAAUGUGGAAGUCUGUAAUUUAGCAUUCACCGGUGAAUUUGACAAAUUAAAGAAAUGUAUUUUAACGGAUAAAUCGCUCGCUUGCAAAACGGACCAGGACCAAAGGACCGCUCUCCACUGGGCCUGCUCGGCUGGACACGUCAAGAUCGUUGAGUUUCUGUUGGAUUUGGGGGUGGAAGUCAACCUACAAGAUGAUGCCGGUUGGACUCCCCUCCACAUCGCAGCAUCUGCAGGCAGGGAGGAGAUAGUGAAGUCACUGAUUAACAAAGGAGCCCAGCUGAACUCAGUCAACCAGAACGGCUGCACCCCUCUGCACUAUGCUGCCUCCAAGGACAGAUAUGAGAUCGCCCUCCUGUUGCUGGAGAGUGGAGCGAACCCUAAUGUCACAGAUAAACUGGAGUCUACUCCCCUACACAGAGCUUCAACCAAGGGCAACUGCCGUCUGAUCCAGCUGCUGCUCAAACAGCGCGCUUCUACCAACAUACAGGACUCUGAGGGAAACACUGCACUCCACCUGGCGUGUGACGAGGAGCGUGUGGAGGCAGCUAAACUCCUGGUGGAGAACGGAGCCAGCAUCUACAUAGAGAACAAGGAGGAGAAGACUCCAUUACAGAUCUCUAAAGGUGGUCUGGCCACUCUGCUGCGGAGGAUCGUAGGAGGAAACGUCUGAUCCAUCUGACUACACACUGAAGCGGCGAGAAGAUCCAGUCGAUGUGGUCUAAAUGGGCUUCCUUAUCUCACCUUUCCAUCCUUUCUCCUCAUCUCUCCUUUAUCUGUGCUGAUUUGAGGAAACAGGAUAAACUCUUCCAUAUUACGUUGACCUAUCCUCUAUAUUCCAGUCCGGGGGGAGGGUACUUCCACCAGGCCAGUAACAGUUCACUGGAGAUGAGGGAGAGGCGAUGAGGAGGCCACUGGACUAUUGACAUGCAGUCUGUAUGGCAGCAUUUUGGUUGGAGGAAAGAUAUUUUCUGACUGGAUGUAUCUCAGAGACUGACCAUGAUAAUACCCUACAGCUACUUACCAGAGAAACCUAUGUUGUAAGUUUGAAACUGUUCUAGAAAUUCAGCUUCUUAAAACUUGUUUAAAAAAAAGAUGGAAUAAGUUGGUGUCUUAACAACUUGAUUAAAUGAAUCACCUCAACUAUAUAUGUUAAUAUCCAGGCCUAUUUAAAACAGGUUGCACUGUCUGGAUGUGUAAUGUGAUUUGGUAGUAAGUUCAUUGCAUUCAUUUGAUUCCAAUUAAAUUGAUCAUCUGUAACAAGUUACAUUAAAUUCCUAUUUUGGUUGUGAA